UUUCUGUGUGAGCUGCCGGAGCUCCCUCAGCCUGCUCCUUUACCACCUGUCCUUGACUUACUGUUCCCAGACGAGACUGAGAGGAAGCAGCUCCAGCUCGCUCCUCCCUCCGGCACUUUCAUCUGCAGUGUUCAUGUGAGCAGCGGCGUUUUAUCUUUACAUCUUUUUCCCUCUGUGUGUGCCUGCUUCCUUUUUCUACCUGUGGUGCUUCAGCGGAGUGGCGAGGAGAGGAGUGUCCGUCCUCAGCCAGUGGAGCUCUGAUGGGAGGCAGUACUGGCUCGGACUGGGACUGGGGAUGCUGAACGGAGGGAGGGAGGGCCUGUUUGAGCUGGGACAGCAGCUCCAGCAGCAGGGGGAGUACCAGGCCGCCCUCCACUGCUUCCUCAGCUGCCUGUUGGGACUAACCCAUGUGCAGAGCUUCAACUCUCUGCCCAACUGUCUCCACCAGAUCGCAGAGCUCUUCAUCACUGAAAAGAAUUAUGGGAAGGCUCUCCAGUUCAUCCAGGCUGAGAAAAUGUUCUACGAGGUGGCACUGAUCGAGCUCACCGCUCUUCAGGGGAGCUCAGGGCCUCAGGAGGAGGCCACGCUGGGCUCCGCAGGAUGGACUACCCCAGAGGAGCUUUCAGAGCAGGCCUCACAGGCGCAGCACCUCGAGCGGCUGGCCCAGCUGUGCAUCAUGAGCAAACAACCUCAUCUUGCUCUGGAAUACAGCGGCAAGGCUACAAAAAUCCACCAGAGGGCCUUUGGGAAUGACCACCCCAUUACAGCCAGGAGCCUGGAGCUUAUGGCCACAGUCUAUGCUGAGAUCGGCAAGACUGAAUAUUCAGACUCCCUGGGUCAGUGUGUGUCUGCACUGUCCAAACGCUUCGCUGCUGCAGAGUCCAUCAGAGACACCGUCAACAGUCUUCCUCAUUCCCACCGGGAGAAACACUCAGAGGUCCGCCACAGAAAGGACAGCCACCACCAACAGGAGGACACGCCGAAGCCCAAGAUAACUAAUGGCAGAGUCCCCACCUCCAUCCUAAAGAGGCCAAGUCCAAACUACGGUUCCGACACAGAGCCCAACCAUCGACGGAAAGGCGAACGGAGAGUUCGAUUCAGGGAGCCAGAGACCACAGUGCAUGACAUUCCUUACUGUGACUGUUUAGUUGCCUAUGACACGACGCCCUCUCGCCCCCACCUCGCUCUCUUCACCUGCCUCUUCCUGCUGAUGUCAUUCCUGGGCGUGGCCAUGUACUGCACAGGUCGGCGGCGCCCUCAGCGUGUGUGCGAGGAGCUGGAGGCCGCUUUGGCCGUCUACCUGCUGCACAUGAAACAGCUGCUGUGGGGCUGCUGGAUAUGGCUUACCAUGCAGUGACUGAGACUGACCACAGGGGGAGACAUAGAGCCUCCUGUGGGUUUUUUUUUUUAACCCCCUCUUUUUUCCUAUCUUUGAAAGAGCCCAGGCCUGCAAACACCUCAGCCAUUUGUCUCGGCUCUGUUCUCUGUCGGUGGUGUUAAACUACUUUGACAGAUAAAAAAGGGAGAAAUGUUUAAUCCUGGAAAUAUGUAGCUUCCAUGUUUGUAUGUAUAUAUGUACUAAGGUGGUGGGAAUGCCACUUCUUAUUUAAGUUGUAAUGAAAUUGCACAUGUUGAUGCUCACAUAUAUUGUCACUUGAGCACCACAAAACAUUUAAUUUUUCAGUUCAUGUCACAAACUGUUGAAUGUGAAUGAAUGUUUCCAUGGAAUGCAAAUAUUUAUUUUGUUCCAGUUAUGUAUAUCAGAGAUGACACAGAACUGAAUGUGUACAUACUGCUUAAUGUAUUAAGGACUAUCACAAUAUUCAGCCUUGAAAUUGCACAUACAUGAAUGUAGAGAUGUUUGGAACCAGCUUUGAUUGGCAGAGCACACAUUCAAGCAGGGGAGGGUUGGACUCAGAAAUGUGCAAACUGUUUGAUGAUCCUUGAGAAAGGAAAUACAGGGCUGCUUCACUUCACAGCAACACCAGGUCGAAUGACUCACAGAUUUUUAAAAAAACAAACGCCUCUUUCUUUUAAGACUGUCUUCAGCUGAUUACUGGCUCCCCCGAGGAGGAAACCUACAGCACAAUGUAAUUAAUUCUCUCUUUCUAUUUAUCAUCAAAGGGAAUAUACUCAAAGUGAAUGAAUGCUUAUACUUUUGACAGUGUUUCUCUUUUUACCUGCUUGAAUCCUACGUAAUAACCUUUGUCCUAAAUGUUAUUUAUUCUUAUAUACUGUGUAUCUGCAUCUAAGCCAAUAUCCAACUUAAGAUUCUUUAGAUUUUUUUGAACUUUUUUUUACUGCUUAUAUUUCUAUUUUAAGAGACUAAUAUUCAGGUUUUUAUUGUGAUGUCAAAUGCUCAUUAAGCUUUCACUUGUAGUCAUUCAUUACUGCUUAUAUGAGGCCAAACAGAAAUCAAAAAUGGUAUAUUAAUAUAUGAGUCCCUUUAUCAAGUGAAGCAGAUACAUUGAAAACAGCAAACUACCACUCAAAUGGAUUCUAGGAGUCGAAGGGCACGGUGAUGCACAUCUCACAGACCUCUCAUUUUGAGCAAUAACACACAUCGCAUAGUUUCCAGUAAAACAUUGUUCUUUAUGUAACAGGUUUCAGGGAACUCAAUGGUUUUCACAUUUAAAUGUCAAAGCAAUAUGAGGCUGACAGCGCCUGUAUCGAAGAAAGAAUCACAGUCGACUCUGUACUGUCAAACUAAAUUGUCAUUAGCAAUAAAACAAUGCCCAGUGUAUAUGCACAUUUAGCUUAGAAGCUGCAUCUCACUGCUGUCCAAACAUUUAUGGUCACUUUGAAAGAAGUGCCUUUAUGGAGGGUUUUCUUAGUUCUUACCGUUUUAUGAUUUCAGUUGUUUUGAAUAAAACUGUCGUUGCCUAUCAAAGUCAA
Messenger RNA from Labrus bergylta (ballan wrasse), 2895 nucleotides. It is a transcript of the gene c18h14orf180, whose product is annotated as chromosome 18 C14orf180 homolog. The record is from RefSeq and is a predicted model, not a curated record. Gene Ontology annotation, molecular function: connexin binding. NCBI's taxonomy places the organism in Eukaryota, Metazoa, Chordata, Actinopteri, Labriformes, Labridae. Gene Ontology annotation, cellular component: trans-Golgi network; plasma membrane; transport vesicle. Gene Ontology annotation, biological process: positive regulation of Golgi to plasma membrane protein transport.